CCCGUUGCAUUCAAGAGGAGGCCUAAAGAGAACGGCACGACAAGAACAGGAGAAUUGACUUGGGUUGGCAGGCGGCCAUUAGAGGCGCCCCCGUGUGGACAAAUCGCCUGGAACAUCGCCACUGCCUCAACCGGCCACCGCGAUGGCGAGCUACGGCGGUUACAGCAAUAGGAGUAGCCUUGGGUCUCCGAAACAGCAGUCUGAGAGGUCAAGAUGGACGCCUCUCACGAGGAUGCUGCUGUCGGGCGAGAUGACCCAAGAGCGACAGAAGGACCUGAGUUCUCGAGAGAAGUUCGAUCGGUGGAUGAUCAAUGAGGGCUACCGGAGGAUAUUCGUCACCGUGUUCGUGCUGCUGCACGCCGCUGUCUUCGCCUUCGCCUUCGUCAACUUCGCUGUCAAGGAAAAUCUACAAAUAGCUCGGGACACGUUUGGUGUGACUUACAGCAUUGCUAGGGCAGCAGCACUCGUGCUCCACGUUGACGUAGCCCUGGUCCUCUUCCCGGUCUGCCGGACACUUAUCUCGCUCGCCAGACAGACGCCGCUCAAUGGCAUCAUCCAGUUCGACAAGAACAUCACCUUCCACAUCACCACAGCGUGGUCCAUUGUCUUCUGGUCCUGGGUGCACACCAUUGCCCACUGGAACAACUUCGCCCAGAUCGCAGCCAAGAACAACCUCGGCUUCUACGGCUUCCUCCUCGCCAACCUUGUGUCAGGCCCGGGCUGGACGGGUUACGUGAUGCUGAUUGCGCUGAUGGGGAUGGUUUUCACGUCGGUUGAAAAGCCCCGAAGGGCGAACUACGAGCGUUUCUGGUACACGCACCACAUGUUCAUCAUCUUCUUUUUCUUCUGGUCCCUGCACGGAGCAUUCUGCAUGAUCCAGCCCGACUUUGCCCCCUUCUGCGUCUCGGUCGGCACCCAGGCUAUCGGGGUCUUUUGGCAGUACUGGAUGUACUCGGGCUUUGCCUACCUCGCCGAGCGUGUCGCCCGCGAGAUCCGCGGCAGGCACAAGACGUACAUAUCGAAAGUCAUCCAGCACCCCAGCAAUGUGUGUGAGAUUCAGAUCAAGAAGGAGAACACCAAGACAAGAGCCGGCCAGUACAUCUUCUUCUGCUGCCCGGCCGUCUCUCUUUGGCAGUAUCACCCCUUCACCCUGACCAGCGCCCCCGAGGAAGAUUACAUCUCCAUCCACAUGCGCGUGGUUGGCGACUUCACGAGGGCAGUCGCGACGGCCAUGGGCUGCGAGUUCGAGAAGAGGGGUGAGGCGUCCAAGGUCGUGGGCGUCGAUCAGGCCAACGGUGAUGUCGACCCGGCUCUCCGGAGGGUGCUGCCUAGGGUCUACGUCGAUGGACCGUUCGGUUCCGCGUCCGAAGAUGUCUUCAAAUACGAAAUCUCCAUCCUCUGCGGCGCCGGUAUCGGUGUCACGCCCUUCGCGUCAAUCCUCAAGUCCAUCUGGUACCGGAUGAACUAUCCACAGCAGAAGACGCGGCUAAGCAAGGUCUACUUCUUCUGGAUUUGCCGAGACUUUGGCUCUUUCGAGUGGUUCCGCUCCCUCCUUCUCGCCAUUGAGGCACAGGAUGUCGACAAUCGCAUCGAGAUCCACACAUACCUGACGGCCAAGAUCAAGGCCGACGACGCGACGAACAUCAUGAUCAACGACGCCAACGCCGACAAGGAUACCAUCACGGGCCUGCGAUCCCCGACCAACUUUGGCCGUCCGAACUGGGAUAUGAUCUUCCGUGGCAUCAGGAAACUACACACCCCGGCCGAGGCGGGUGUGUUCUUCUGUGGGCCGAAAGGUCUUGGAAGCUCGUUGCAUAUUUUCUGCAACAAGUAUAGUGAACCUGGCUUCAGUUUCGUCUGGGGCAAGGAGAAUUUCUAGACCUGGAUAUCGCCCGCCUCUUGCUUUCUACUUUGCCUUCUUCCCCUCGCUGGGAAGACGAGGAACGAGAUCUACUUGGAUUUUCGAUCGAGUUUUCCCAUC
Phialemonium atrogriseum is the source of this 1981-nucleotide messenger RNA. Its product is annotated as ferric reductase NAD binding domain-containing protein. NCBI's taxonomy places the organism in Eukaryota, Fungi, Ascomycota, Sordariomycetes, Cephalothecales, Cephalothecaceae. Bases 143 to 1879 code for a protein of 578 amino acids. Gene Ontology annotation, molecular function: superoxide-generating NAD(P)H oxidase activity. The record is from RefSeq and is a predicted model, not a curated record. The transcript has 3 exons. Gene Ontology annotation, biological process: superoxide anion generation; defense response. Gene Ontology annotation, cellular component: plasma membrane; NADPH oxidase complex.